Messenger RNA from Neohortaea acidophila, 1283 nucleotides. Its product is annotated as UMP-CMP kinase-like protein. Gene Ontology annotation, molecular function: UMP kinase activity; ATP binding. The record is from RefSeq and is a predicted model, not a curated record. Gene Ontology annotation, cellular component: cytoplasm; nucleus. Gene Ontology annotation, biological process: 'de novo' pyrimidine nucleobase biosynthetic process; CDP biosynthetic process; UDP biosynthetic process. The transcript has a single exon. The coding region runs from base 377 to 1054 and encodes 225 amino acids. NCBI's taxonomy places the organism in Eukaryota, Fungi, Ascomycota, Dothideomycetes, Mycosphaerellales, Teratosphaeriaceae.
ACUUUCACUCAGCACCAUGCCACUCCAGCGGAUUGCUCUAAGACGGCCUGGCCCUCUCUCAAUCCUGAAACCCCUAUCCCUCAACACCAGCAGUCGACGACUAGACAGCCAACCAAAACCCGCAGCCACCCAAGACCAAAUCCGUCAGCGAACCCCAAAAUCUCGAAGCACCGGCUCUCAACUCCCCGUCAUCCCGCUCGUCGCCAUCUUCUGCCUGGGAAGCCUCUCGUUCUACUGGUUAGUCAAGAGCCGCGAAGGACAAGGGUCAAGCCACUACGUCCUGCCCGACAAAGCGCCGCCGAAACAAUCGUGGCCUCGGAGCAAGCAGGACGCCAGUUAGAAUCCUGCAGCAGCCACCACACAUACUACCUCCACCAUGCCUGCCGUAGACGUCCAGAACCACCCUUCGCUCCAGGCUCCCAAGCGCACGCAACCCCUCUUCUCCCCUGGCACCGGCAAGGACCAAGCGCUCGUGAUUUUCGUGCUCGGCGGCCCCGGCGCGGGAAAAGGCACACAAUCCGAGAACCUGGUGCGGGACUAUGGCUUCCGGCACUUGUCUGCGGGCGACUUGCUACGAGAAGAGCAGGAUCGCAAGGGCAGCGAGUUCGGCGACAUGAUCAAGACGUACAUCAAAGAAGGCCAAAUUGUGCCGAUGGAGGUGACGAUCCAGCUGCUGGAGAACGCGAUGAAUGCCACCAUUGCGGAGUCCGGGAAUCGCAAGUUCUUGAUUGAUGGCUUUCCGCGCAAGAUGGAUCAAGCGGUCAAGUUUGAGGAGGUGGUGGUGCCGAGCCGGUUCACGCUGUUCUUUGACUGCCCGGAGGCGACGAUGCGGGAGCGCCUGUUGAAUCGGGGCAAGACUUCGGGGCGGGCGGAUGAUAAUGAGGAGAGCAUUAAGAAGCGCUUCAAGACGUUUGUGGAGCAGAGUAUGCCGGUUGUCAAUCACUUUGAGGGGCAAGGCAAGGUGGUCAAGGUGGAUGCUACCAAGGAGCCGGACGAGGUGUAUCAGGAGGUCAGGCGGAAGUUCACGGCGGAGGGCAUUCAGCCGGAGCAGUAACGAGCCGUACUAUUCGAAUAGAAGCAUAUCAUACAUCUUGAACAUGACAGCUCGUGAGUGGAAGAUUCACUUGCGUGUGGAGGAUUGGAGGAAAAGGUGCAGCCGCGUAAAGAAGGCAGCGACUCCGACUCGAACUCGGGACCUGCCCGAAAAGGACAAAAAAACAAACUCCUUUUCAGGAGAGAAAGCAAGGCGAGACUCGUAGGACCCCAACAGGUUUGCAUUUUUG